CUCACACCCAAUGCACAUAUAAGCCUCUCCAUGUCAAUCUUCACCGACCACAAUAUCUUUCAAUCAAUCAAUAAAUUCUAUGCCCAUAUACCAAGGCAUUGUUGAAUAAGAGAACAUUUGGUGAACCGUUAACAUGCUAAGCCCAUUCACUACGCAAGGGGUGGAAAAUCUCCCGGCUCUUCCAGACAAGCUGUCUUCAGAAGAUAGUGGGCAGUACGUUGUCAAGUGCGAACAGUUUAAAGAAGUAAAAGCCGAAGAUGGCAAUAUCGAAGCCGCGAUAUGGUUUCGACUACCGCCUAUCACCCCGUCCGUCCUUCGCCGUAUUCAAUUCCUCCAACUAUUUGCGGAAUCUGGAGACCAGGGAUUCGUCGGUGACAGAGACGCGGGAACCUGGACAUGGUUUGAACUAGCUAUUCUUGAGAAUGAAGAGAAGGAUGAACCAAUGAUCAAGAACAACAUCCAGUAUGUUUGGAAAAGUCACCUCAAUCCGAUGGAGACGCCGAACUUUAAAUCGGUGGGAAAUGUCAUUGCCAUUCGUAUUUGUGCUCGCUUCAAAAUGUGGGCAAUUAGAGCCCUGAAGGGAUACUUGGCUGUUCAAAUUAGCAAAGAGCCAGCCACAUACGAGCCCGCUAGAUUUGAGCGAUUCAAAUACCUCCAAAAUGCACUCCAAGAGCUGAACGAGAAGAAUGACACCGAUUAUGAUCUUGAAACCCCUCCCAUGCGUGCCGAUGGUUUCGAUGCUGCUAACGAGAAACCGCUACGUGUCCUAUGUCUUGAUGGAGGAGGUGUGCGUGGAUUAUCGUCGCUCCAUAUCUUGCGCAACGUGAUGCAGCAGCUCGGGACCGAAGAAAAGCCAGCAAAACCAUGUGAGGUGUUUGAUAUGAUUGCUGGCACUAGCACUGGAGGGCUAUGUGCGAUCAUGCUAGGUCGACUGAGGAUGUCAGUUGACGAGUGCAUUCAUGAAUAUGAGAAAUUCAUGAACCAAGUAUUUACAAACACUUGGCGGGAAGCAGCGGAGAAUUUGGUGAAUGUGACCAAGUAUAAUACUUCCAAAUUAGAAAAUGUUCUCCGGGGUGUUAUCAAAGAACGUACCAAGAAUGAGGACGAGCCUCUAUUAGACGAGGGCAACGAGUGUAAAGUCUUCGUCCUCUCCAUUGAUGAGACGGCAGUUAACAAUAAAAGCCCCGUAUUCCUCCGCUCCUACACCAACACUCAACAGCCAUCUCUGUUGCCAAAUAUCAAGAUAUGGGAAGCUGGUCGUGCAACAUCCGCUGCGCCAACGUACUUUGGCCCCAUGCAGGUUGGCGGCCAAAAGUUGAUCGAUGGUGGUCUUGGCGCAAACAACCCUGUUGGAUGGUUGUGGAAUGAAGUCCUAAGCGUGUAUGGCGCUGGUCGACCCAUCUCGUGUUUUCUCAGUAUUGGAACGGGCAUUCCUAAAAAUAGGGCCUUGGGUGGUAUAUUCAAACUGCCAACUUCUUUGGCUGCAAAUGCAACCAACUCUGAGAUUAUGCAUAUUCUCUUCCGGACCCUCCUUGAUGCAUAUGCACCACAAACCAUGCGCGCCAAAUACUGGCGGCUCAAUGUCGGCCACGAAAUACCUGGUUGGCCGGAGGAUCCCAAAGCGGCUAAAAAGAACGAUCUACCAGAACUAGAUGACAUUAAAGGUAUAUAUGGAUUUGUGGAGAAAACAGAACAAUAUAUCACGCAGCAGGCAGACCUUAUACGCAGAUGUGUGGAGACAAUCCAAGAGAGUCGAUGA
Molecule: messenger RNA, 1759 nt
Organism: Aspergillus pseudonomiae
Lineage: Eukaryota; Fungi; Ascomycota; Eurotiomycetes; Eurotiales; Aspergillaceae
Product: acyl transferase/acyl hydrolase/lysophospholipase
Exons: 8
Coding region: 134-1759 (541 amino acids)
Biological process (GO): arachidonate metabolic process
Cellular component (GO): membrane
Source: RefSeq, a predicted model, not a curated record